AUGAAUGACACCGCCUCCCCUCAGAUCACCCUCUUCACCUCCACUGCUUCCCAGUGGGCUUAUGUCGCGCAUCUUACUCUUGAUGAAAAGGGAUAUGACCCAAGCGAGUACUCUGUAAAGCAGAUUGGUCUCGUCGAGGGAGAAAACUUCGCACCCGAAUACGUUAAGAUUAACCCAAAUGGCACUAUUCCGUCUAUGACAUCGGCCUCUCUUCCUGAGCCUCUGGUCGAUAGCGCGGACAUUCUGAAAUAUUUGGACUCUAACCGGUCGAAGGGUUCUUCUUUGUUUCCCGGUGACCCUAAGCAGCGCUCCAAGGUGGAGGAGCUGAUUGCGCAUGUCCAUCAACCGCAACUUUCAACAAAUCUCAUCCUACUACAGGCGCGCGAUGUGCAGGAAAUGAAUGCGAAGAAAGCCGGCAUUUGGAAAGUCUUCGUUGGAAACCGACAAGAAAAGCUCACUAAGUACGGUGCCGCACACCCAGAGAUUCCGUUAUACGCUUCCCGUACUCCGGAAAACGGACAACUAUACCGUCUCUACAACACUGAGAUUGGGCCUGAACAUCAGCAGUUCUUUGACGAUUCGCACCAAGGUUACAAAGAUUUCGCAGCCGGACUCAACAAGCUCGAUUCAAUGCUCGUACUGCCGUAUGCCGUUGGCGAGAAGGUGACGGCGGCAGAUAUGCACAUUGUACCAUGGUUUGCUCAUGCGCUUUGGGGUGCCGGUGGGGAAAAGAUCCAAGAUCUCCAUCCUCUGGAAGACCUCAUCAAAAAGUCUGUCCCCGACUUCAAGAUCGGCGAGAGGAUUAAAGCGUGGUGGAAGAACAUUUCGGCAACGGAGAGUUUCAAAAAGAACUACCCCAACCUACACUGA
This is a messenger RNA of Penicillium bovifimosum, 870 nucleotides long. Its product is annotated as glutathione S-transferase family protein. The coding region runs from base 1 to 870 and encodes 289 amino acids. Lineage: Eukaryota; Fungi; Ascomycota; Eurotiomycetes; Eurotiales; Aspergillaceae. The record is from RefSeq and is a predicted model, not a curated record. The transcript has 3 exons.